AUGGCUGACCCCCGUAUCGAAGAGCUCCCUGAUGAGGAGGUCCCCAAGACCAACGUCGAGGAGGCUGGCGACUCCUCCGAGUCCGAGGCCGGUGAGGAGCCCACCAUCCCCGGUGGUGCUGCUGUCACCAUCCACUCUCGCAACGAGAAGAAGGCUCGCAAGGCCAUUGGCAAGCUCGGCCUGAAGCACGUCCCUGGCAUCACCCGUGUCACUCUCCGCCGCCCCAAGAACAUCCUCUUCGUCAUCAACCAGCCCGACGUCUACCGCUCCCCCUCCAGCAACACCUGGAUCAUCUUCGGUGAGGCUAAGAUUGAGGACCUGAACUCUCAGGCUCAGGCUUCCGCUGCUCAGCAGCUCGCCGCCGCUGAGGCCGCCGGUGGUGACCACGCUGGCCACGACCACGACCACGACAAGGGCAAGGGCAAGGCCCCUGAGGCUGAGGCCAAGGAGGAAGAGGAGGACGAUGGAGAGGAGGUUGACGAGACCGGCCUCGAGCCCAAGGACAUUGACCUCGUCAUGGCCCAGGCCAACGUUCCCCGCAAGAAGGCCGUCAAGGCUCUGCGGGAGAACGACAACGAUAUCGUCAACUCUAUCAUGGCCCUCAGCAUAUGA
Molecule: messenger RNA, 612 nt
Organism: Aspergillus mulundensis
Lineage: Eukaryota; Fungi; Ascomycota; Eurotiomycetes; Eurotiales; Aspergillaceae
Product: nascent polypeptide-associated complex subunit alpha
Exons: 3
Coding region: 1-612 (203 amino acids)
Biological process (GO): protein targeting to membrane
Cellular component (GO): nascent polypeptide-associated complex; cytoplasm
Source: RefSeq, a predicted model, not a curated record